Molecule: messenger RNA, 3773 nt
Organism: Styela clava
Lineage: Eukaryota; Metazoa; Chordata; Ascidiacea; Stolidobranchia; Styelidae
Molecular function (GO): protein binding
Source: RefSeq, a predicted model, not a curated record
UUAAAAUGUCUAAACUAUUUUCCGACAACGGUUGAAGAAUUUUUGUAAAUAUAGAUAUUGGAAAAUACUUCAAUUGAUGUUUUAAAAUUGUAUGCACAACUCAAAUCAAUUUGUGGCUGCAUAUUUGAAAAGAUUUUGAACUGUUUCUACCGGAAAAUAACGUUCACCAAUGGCUGAAAGUAUUGAUGUUGAAGAUGCCGGGAAUAAAGCGAUUAUUUUAGAUUCUCCUGCCGUAGAAAACAAGGAAAAUGUGAAUUUGGAAGAAGAAGAUUUUCAUAAUGCGAAAAUUGGACUCAAUCGUUCCAUGUCUUGUGGAAGCAUUUUACAAGGCAAUGGUAUGGGCAAGAAAUUGUCCAGAAGAGUCAGUUUUCCUUCUGAUGAUAAAUUGAUAUCUGGAUAUAAUGAACCGAAAAAUCCUUGGGAACAUGCUCAUGAGACAACAACAGAAGACUUGAUUCAAGCCUACACUCAAGCUUGUCAAACAUGGAACGUUCGUCCUAUCACCAAACUAUUACUUCAACUGCAGGAAAUCAGAGACUUUUCAGUGAGAGCAAAUUCCCUGACAUUAAAAGGUGAAAAGCUUGAAAUGCGAGUCGUUGAAACGUUGGAAUCAAUUUUCAAACGAGUGCAAUUCAUCACUAUUGAUCUGGAGGCAACAAAUCUGGAUGAGGAUGCCGGUGCGUCUCUAUUUGACAUGAUUGAAUAUUACGAAUCUGCUGUCAAUGUUCUUGUCGGUUUCAACAAAAAUCUUGGGAACAGAGGAUGGCAGGCUGCAGCACAUAUGAUGAGAAAGAUGUCCUGCCUUCGUCUUUUUGACGGUCACAGCGUCCCUCUUUCCAUCCAAGCGUCCCCGUUUGUUGGACGAGCUCUGAGAUUAAGCAAUACAUUGGUAACUUUACAUCUUGAGAAUGCAAUGCUGUCUGGGAGGCCAAUACUUCUGAUUGUGGCUGCACUCAGGAUGAAUACAACAUUGCGAGAACUAUUUCUAGCAGACAACAGGCUGACACCUCUUGACGCAUUGCAACUCGCCAACUUAUUGAAGUUUAACAGGAUUCUGCAGCUGCUGGACAUGAGGAAUAAUCCCAUACAGGACAUGGGACUUGGUCACCUCUGUGCAGGAUUGAUGGCACAAACAGGAUCUGCUGGGUUGAACGGGGCUAGUGGAGGCUUGCAGACGAUGGUUCUUUGGAAUAACCAGAUCUCACAAGAAGGAAUGUCGAAACUAGCAUUGGCUUUGCGCUACACUGUCAGUCUAUCAACACUAAAUCUUGGACAAAAUGUUCUUGGUGACGAUGGAAUUCUCCGUCUCAAAGAAGGAUUAUUACAAAACCACUCAUUACUGAGGCUUGGACUUGUAGGAACAAAAUUAACAGAUGAAGGUGCAGUAGCAAUAGCAGAAUACCUUGCAGAAUCUCCAAGGAUAAUUCGACUUGAUCUUCGAAACAACGACAUAAAAGUCGCUGGUCUGAUGGCUCUUUCACUUGCGUUCAAAAUCAACCAUUCUCUGCUGCGAUUGGAUAUUGAUAAACCUAACAAGAAAGAUGCGCUGAAAGAACUUGCUGCCAAGCAGGAAAGUUUGAUGAAUGACAUUGUCACAUACGCAAUGAGGAACAAGCAGGCUGCAUUAGAGAAAGCACAGGCCGCCCAGAUGCUGCAGGAACAAAUGAGAAAAGGUGAAACAGAACUGAGAUACAUGGACAUGACGAAUGCAUCGACAUCUACCUCUGACACCCCUUCAUCCACUAUCUCAGCCUCUUCAGCCACUAGUUCUACUGAGACAAGCGCAAAUAACAGCAAUAAUCAAAGCCCCAUCAUGAGGGUCAAAGGUCAAGAAGGUGCUGAACAAUCUUCAAAGCAAACUGUCACAACAUCCAAAUCAGGCAACACAACAGCAGAUGACUCUCCUGAGAAUUCACCAGAAUUUUUGCCGGCAAACAGCGUGUCAUACCACCAGGUCUCACCAGUCAUGCUCAGCAACUGCGAAAUGGCUAAGCGUGCUGCUGCAGCAAAACUCAAGCCUGUACCUGAACAGCAAGAGGGGACUCCUCCAACACCCCGAAAAUUUAUUACCACUGCCGUGACGAAACUUGUUGAUGAUGCUUUCAGUGGGGCUAAACUGACAUUAGCUGGACAACAUGAGCCUGCUGCUGAUUCUGAGGCUCAGGCUGCUGAAUCAGUUAAUUUGGAAACUGAUUCUGCAUCGAGCGGUGAACCUGAGGCUGCAGCCCCAGAAGCAAAUAAUCUGACUGAUUUCAGCAAGCCUGACACUACUGCUGCUGAACCAAGCCAGUCUCAGGAUAUCAGAACUGCUGAAAAUGAAAAAACAUUGGAUAGUUUUGCUGAAAACUUUACUAACUCAGUAAUGACAAGCGCAACCAAUCCUAUCAUAACCACUGAUACCAGUUUACCAACCCAAACCAAUUCAGAUACCAAUCAAAGUAUUCCUUUUAACCACGGUGCCGAAAAUGUCUCAGAUACCAAUCAAAAUCUGGUAACUGGCAUUGAUACCAAUGCAACUGGUGCAGAAAUGGUCUCAGGUGCCAAUCAAAAUUUGGUAUAUGGUAUUGAAACAAACCGACUAGAAAGCACAACUGGUGCAGAAAACAAGCCAACUGGUGCAGAAAUUGCCCUUGGUACCAAUCAAAUUAUGGUAUCUGGCAUUGUAACCAAUCCAACUGGUGCUCAAAUCAUGAACGGUGCUACCAAAACAACCCCACUGACCACCAAAGAGCUAAAUAAUAGCAAUAUAUUACCAAGUAACCUCAAACUGGACAUUGAGAACCAGUCCUUGUAUGAACCAGGUGCGGUAACUCCUCCCCAAGAAGGGGAUUCCCCAGAUAAAAACACAAAUUUUGUACAUAAGCCAGAGCAAAAUAACCUUGUUGUAAAUUCAAAAACGUCUGACGUACCCCAAGAAAUGUCUGCAAGCUUGGCCAGUGACAAUGAUAUAUCCAGUGGUUUGGGUACUGAAGAUAAUUCCAUUAUCAGCGAUGAUUUAUCUCCUAUGGUAGAUAAGACUUUUGCUGAUAAAGGAAGUGAACUUUUGACUCCUGAUUCUGGAAUGGUGCACUUUGAACAUUCGUCCAUAACUGAGCAGUAUAACUCCAAAGCUACUGCUGCUGAUAAAAUUGUUGAGCCUAAGCUUGAUGAGGAAGUCAGUAAGCCUGAUCUUGCUGCUGACAUUGCCUCACUUCGACUUGAUGAAGGCAGUCAGCCUGAUGCUGAAAUCAGCAAGCCUGAGCCUGGUACUGAGAUCAGUCAGUCUAACUUUGCAGCUAAUAACACCUCAAUUGCUGAAAUCGGCAAGUCUGGGCCUGCUGAUUUCGACAAGCCUGAGCCUACUGCUGAAAUCAGUCAGCCUGCUGAUAUUGAUAGCGAGCAACAAGAAGAUAACACCGAUAAUCAGCAUGAAAUCGUGAACUCCUUACAUGAACAAGAUCACGAGAUAUUGAGUAAAAAAUCUCAAAUUAUUGUUGAAAAAACUGAAAAUGGUGAAUUUAAUGAAAACUCGCCAGAUAUUGUACCAAAGUCUGAAAUUUCCGAAAACCAUUUUGAUGAGGACCCCUCGCCAUGUGAAGUUGAGGUUUCACAUUAUGACUUGAACGAGUUCCCUACUGAGUGAUGAAAUCAAAAUUCUGCAUAGAGCCAUGGGUGUCCAUAAAGCUUUAAAUUUGCAAAGGAAAUUUAUCGAUACCGUGUAUUGUUUUGGCCCUCACAGAUGUAUCAAAUGAAGUAAGAAUAAACAAUUACUGAUUAAAAAACGAGAAUAUCGA